Molecule: messenger RNA, 4476 nt
Organism: Anopheles cruzii
Lineage: Eukaryota; Metazoa; Arthropoda; Insecta; Diptera; Culicidae
Gene: Isha
Product: SR-related and CTD-associated factor 4
Exons: 9
Coding region: 37-4476 (1479 amino acids)
Cellular component (GO): nucleus
Molecular function (GO): RNA binding
Source: RefSeq, a predicted model, not a curated record
UUUUCCAUCGUGGCGGCGACUAUCGAUGCGACCAGCAUGGAAACUGUGCGGGUGUUCAAUCAGGAGCUCUCUGGGCUCUAUGAGUCAAAGCCGCCGAUAUCGAAGGCCAAGAUGGCCUCGAUUACACGCAGUGCGAUGAAGGCAAUCAAGUUCUACAAGCAUGUGGUGCAGAGUGUGGAAAAGUUCAUCCAGAAGUGCAAAUGCGAGUACAAGAUUCCCGGUCUGUACGUAAUCGAUUCGAUUGUGCGCCAAUCGCGGCACCAGUUUGGUCCGGAGAAGGAUGUCUUUGCCCCUCGUUUCGCACGCAACAUGGAGGCGACUUUUGCGCAUCUCUUUCGCUGCCCGCCGGAAGACAAGAGUAAAAUCAUUCGGGUGCUGAACUUGUGGCAGAAGAACAUGGUGUUCCUGCCCGAGGUGAUACAACCUCUGUUCGAUCUGGCCAAUCCAGAUCACCCGAUCCAUCAGCAGUACCAUGCGCAGGCUGCACUACAAGAGCAAGCGGGAGCGAACGGCAUGAAUUCGGCUGGUGGGCUAAUGCUAGGAUCGCCAGCAGGCCCUUCCAUGGGAAGCGGUCUCGAUGAUCACGGCGGACCGCUGCAGUUGGGUGAAACGAAACAGCUCGAUCCCAACACCAUCCGACAGCUACAACAGUUCCAGCAAAUACUGAUGCGCCAAACAUCCGGCGAUGCCGCUGCGGCUGCUGCCCAAGCGUCGAAGGAUCAGGUUAAGUUCAAUAAGAAGCUACUGGACUUUGACUACGGCAGCGAAGAGGAGGAAGAUAAAAGCUCACCCUCCGUCCCACACGGAGGCAGUGGUGCUGCGGGAGGCCUUCCGGAUCUGACACAGAUGCCGGGUGGCAACAUUGCGCAGAUACUGUCCGAUCCGAACGUGCUGAAGCAACUGCAGAACCUGCAGAAACUGAAGCAGCAGGAGGAAAAGCAGAGCAAACUGACCGAAAUGCGGUUGCAGGAGGAAAAGUUUGAGAAGCAUCUGGCCAGCGUGCUGAUGAAGCUUCCGUUUGCGAAUGAAUGCGAUCUCAGUCGUCAACCGCCGAUCGAUCUGAAUGCCGGUCACUCAUCAGCGAAGGAUGUUGAUACUGAUAACGAUGUGGCGAUAACCGGAGUUGAGAUACUCGGAGAUCCCAUGCCGAUGGGCGGAGGAAGCAGUGGCAGAGGAGGAGGAGGAGGCGGCAACGUGGGCGGCGGUGGCGGAAGCGGGAACAACGAUCGCUACAAAUCGUCCUCAUCGUCGUCUCGGCGCAAGAGCCGGUCGCGCUCACCACGCGAUCGUCGUGGAGGAGGUGGAAGCGGUGGAGGGGCCAGUAGCAGUCGUAGAGGACGCGCGUCCCGUUCCCAUUCCCGUUCACGGUCCGCAUCCCGUUCGCCGAGAUCAUCGCGGCGCCGAUCGUCACGUGAUCGUGGGUCCUCGAACAAGGAGCGCGAGCGCGAGAAGGAACACGAGCGCGAACGCAAGCGCAAGGGAUUGCCGGAGAUCAAAAAGGAACACCUGAGUGUUUGCAGCACCACACUGUGGGUUGGCCACCUUUCGAAGCUGGUCCAACAGGAGGAGCUGUCCGAUACCUUCGGCAAGUAUGGUGACAUCGUGAGCAUCGAUAUGAUACCACCCCGCGGGUGCGCGUUUAUCGUCAUGAACCGCCGGCAGGAUGCGUUCAAGUGCAUGCAAAGCCUCAAGAACCACAAGAUGCACGGUCGAGCGAUCACGAUCUCGUGGGCAGCUGGCAAAGGUGUCAAGAGCAAGGAGUGGAAGGACUAUUGGGAUCUCGAUUUGGGCGUCAGCUACAUUCCCUGGCCGAAACUUGGCCCCUCCACUGACCUGGAUUCGCUCGAAGAUGGCGGCAUGUUCGACGAGGACACGAUGCCAGGAUGGAUGAAGGAAAAGGCUGCCCCGGGCGGUGGUAGCAGUGGUGCACCCGGUGUGGCCGGUGGCAGUAGUGGCGUUGGGAUCACCGCACAAGGAAUGGGAAUGCUGGCCCCUGGCAUGGGGCUGAAGAAGCUCGACGGGUCGGACCUGUCAACGGCGGCUGCCGCUGCUGCAGCCGCUGCCGGAAUGCUCAAUCCUUCGCUAUUCCCACUCGGUGCCGUCGAUACGAGCCAGCCGCCGCCCACCGCUAUGCUAGGCAUGGGGCUUCCACCCUUCCCGAUGGGUGCUGUUACUCGAUUGCCACUAUCGAUGGGAAUUCCGAUGGGACCGAACAUGGUGUCCGGGUUGGGCAUAAACGUUCCACCUCCCGGUAUGAUGCUUCCGGGCAACCCACCUCCCCUGCCACUGGGCGGCUUUGGUGUGCUUCCUCCACCACCGCCCACGGCCGGGCUGAUGGGCAAUGGCAGUGCAGCGAGCGCAAGCCUCUUGAGUGCGGUGGCUGCUGUUUCGAAUAUGAGCAAAUCGUCCGCCGAUGAUAUGGACAUUGAAAUGGAAGACGAAAGCACUCCAAACACGGGGCCCCUCGGACCGGUGGCACCGGGUGGCGGGGGGCACGGUAGUGCAUUUUUCAAUCAGCCUCCGCCACCGCUGUUGCCACCGAGUUUGGGAAAUCUUCCACCGGGGCCACCAGCUGGCAGCGCAGCAUUCUUCGGCGGGCCGCCUCUCGGUGGGGGCAAUAUGUCGGACAAUGGAGGAGGAAGUGGUGACGAUGGCGCCGAUGGUGGUGGUGGCGAUAGUAACGGACGGGGAGCAAGAGACUUUCGCUCGAGUGACGAUGGUGGCCGCGAUCAUCACCAUCGUGGGCGGCGUAGUCGCGAUCGCGACCAGCAGCCGCGUGGAAACUUUGAUCGCGGAAACGAUGGCCGUGGUGGUGGCGAUGCCGGGGGUGGCGGCGGCGGGCGUCGUGAUCGCGGUGAACGUGGUAGCCGUUGGGGUGGUGGCAACAAUUUCCGCAGCGGAGACAACACUCAGGACGAUCGCCCCCUUUCGGAGCGCUUGCGAGAGUUGGCCGGUGUGUUGGAAUUCAGCCAUCAACAGCAACGUGCGGCCGGAGCAGGAGGAGCAACUGGAGGAGGACGGAACUUUGGUGGCCGUGGAGGUGGCGACGGUGACGGGGACUUUGGAAAUGCUGACUUCACGCGCCGAGGAGGAAGCAACUACCAGCAGAAUCGAUUCAACAACAGUGCAGGAGGAGGCGAUCGAGAGGGUGGACGCGGUGGCGAUGGUGGUGGCCGCAAUCAGGGAGGACGUAAUGGUCAGUUUUCAAACCAUGGCGGUGCCGGAGGAAACCGUAACAGCGGAGGAAUGUUUGGCAAUCGGUUAGGAGGCCGGAACAACAAUCAGCGCGGCGGUGGUGGACAAUUUUUCAAUGAAGAUCGUCAACAGCAGGGCGCCUUUUUCGAUCGAGACGAUGGUGGCGGCAACGGUUACGAUUCCGGUGGCAACAACAGCAAUAGCAACUCGAACCGUCGCAAUUGGAACGAGCGUGGCGGUCGUGGCAACAAUGGCAACCGCGACGAUGGCGGCAACCGCGGCCGUGGAAGGCAAAACUGGCGCAGUGGAGACGAAGGCCCCGGUAGUGGUGGUGAUGGUGGGCAACCAUUCAAUGCUCGAGGCAGUAGCAACCGGAGCGGUGGCGGAAACGCGCCGACUCGUGCGGUGCGCUGGGAGGAUGAUGAUGAUAAUUGGAAUGCAGCAUCGGCCGGCGGUCGGUCGCAAAGUAAUCGCGAUCAUCAGCAAUCGGGCGGCCGAGGCGAGGGUGAACAGGAAGUAGCUGAGAAGGGCGAUCGAGCGCAGCAAGAAGGAGGCCCCUCCGUCGGCGAAGAAAUGAUGGUGCGAAAUGAGGAAUCCUCAUCACAUCGUGCACCCUCCGAGCAUGGUGGCGAAACGAGGGGCAACGACGUGAGGGAAAAUGAGAUGCUGGGAACACGGCGUGGUGACGAUGAAUCUUCUAGCGAUCGCCGGUACGGGCGGGAUCAUCAUCGUCGCCAGCGAAACGAUGAUCCGGACGACGAGCGUCCACAACCGAUUCUCUAUUCCCCCGAACAGGAGGAUGACUCCGAACAGACGAACAACCUGCCCGAUGAGGAGGAUGGAAGAACACUGUACGGCAACAACCAACUAUUAGAGCAGCAGCGUGAAAACGACCAUGCUGAAGCAAGGGGUUUUCCUCCAUCAAAUGAACCCCAAGGUGGAUCAUUUUUAACGCAAGACGAUUCGUCGCACGGAGCGAGGGCGUCGGAUGACGGCGACGAACAUCGAUCUGAUUUCAACAGCGAACAGCAACGCUAUGAGUACGAUCAGCAACACGUGCCGGAACUGCAAAGUGGACACAACGUUGAACCGCACAACGAUUGCCAGCCGGAGCAGCAAUACGAUGAGAGGCAACAAAACACGCAGGAAUUCGAACAAACUUCGCCGUCGCAGUCGAGAGAUAAUUUGUCGGCGCCUCCGGAAGUGAAUGAAGACUCGAUCGUUGCUUCUAAAUGUGCUCCAGAAGACCCCGUGGCAGCGGAAACUGCUCCGUCCGAGUAA